GACCUGAGCGCGUGCUACUGGGGUGAGCAUCUGGCGCGCGUCUCCGUCACUCUCCUCAUCUCGAGCGCUCGCGCCCGCGGUGCUGGAGGAUGCGUUGCCGCGGAACGGUCUCGCGCUCCGCCGCUCCAGCUCUCCGUCCUCCGUCACAGAAGCCGACAGAAUAACCGCACAAGCCGCAACCACGGGACGAUGUGAGGCGCAGCGGAGGCCACUUCCAUUUUAUUUGACUUCGCGGCGUCGCGUGUGGGUUUGUUCCCGGUGAAAAUGGCGACGGGGGCAGGCUGGCAGCCUCCGUACAACACCUCGACUAGCAGCACCAAAUAUCCCCCCUGCACAACCUCCAGCAUGCUCUACGACGGGAGCCUAACGCUGGAAUACACUCAAGACCUGCAUUUGAAGAUGAGCAAGAAGAUAGCACAGCUGACCAAGGUAAUUUAUGCUCUCAACACCAAGAACGAUGAGCACGAAGAAGAAAUCGAGUCCCUGAAAGAAGCUCACGAGGACGAGGUCCAACACAUUGUGACAGAAACCAGAGACAAGAUCAUGCAGUACAAGACUAAAAUGGCGGACGAGGUGGAUCUGAGGCGGCGGCUUGCCAGUCUGGAGGAAUCUGUAGAGCUCCACGAACACAUGAAGAGACAGGCUCUAGCAGAGUUCGAGAUGUACAGACAGAGGAUGGAGGACUCGCAGCUGUGCACAGAGGCCCAGCACACGCAGAGGGUGGUUUCUAUGAGCAGAGAGGUGGAGGAGAUGCGUCGGGAUUUUGAGGAGAAGCUGCGCUCGUUCAGCCAGGCUCAGGCACAGUUUGAGGCUGAGAAGCGGCGAGCGCUGGAGGAGCUGAGGACCACCCACCGCCAGGAGGUGGAGGAGCUCCUCAACAACCAGCGGAACCAAAGCGCCUCCUCCACAGAAGACCAGGAGAAGCUGGCUGAGCUUCAUAGACAAGAGGUGGAGGCAUUGAUGGAGAGGGUGGAGGAGCUAACAAAGGAUAAGGUCCGCCUGGUGGAGGAGUAUGAGGCCAAGCUGGCCAAGGCUCAGGAGUAUUAUGAGAGAGAGCUGGAGGCCAUGAGGAGAACACACCAGCUCACCACUGAGAACCUGCUGGCCUGGAAGAGGACGGAGGUCGAGCUUCGUAAGGAGUUCCAGGCGCAGGAAGUGGCAUUGCAGCGUUCACUGUCCAAGCUGAGGAGUGAGCUUCAGAAAGCUCAGGAGGAGGCCAGAGAGAACCGCGACAAGACCAACAGACUGCAGACGUCACUGGCCAACGCAGAGGGAACCAUCAAGGUGUGUGGGAACCUUCACAAGCAGCUGGAAGAGGCAAUCCAGGACGGAGAGAUCUGGGUGAUGCAGCUAAAGGACACCGAGUAUGAACUAGAGAGCAGCAGGGAACGAGUUCAGCAGCAGGCUACUGAAAUCCUGCACAAAGCCAGUCAGAUCGGCUCCUUGCAGGCAACCCAGAUGGCCCACGAGGCGACCAUCAGGAACUUGGACCAGGAGCAGAGCCGCCUCAAGGAGAAGAUCAGCAGGCUGGAGGAGGAGAGGGAGGUUCUGCUCAGCCAGAGCCAGACCGCCAACGACCAGCACAAACAACAAGUGCUCAAACUGGAACAGUCUCUGCGCGAGGAACACCAGGGCUAUGAGAAGGAGCUCUCCAGGUUGAGAGCGCACUAUGAGGAGGAGACACUUCGCUUCAAGGAGGCACAGGUCAGAGCAUUGGAGGAGCUCGAGGAGAAACACCAGGUGAUGAGAGAGGAAGCCCAGCAAGAGAAAGAGGAGGAGAAGAAACUCCUCAUCACGGUGAGUCCAGUGUGAAGGUUCGGUGUUGAUGUUGAAUCUGACGAAUGGAAACUUUUUGGUCCAAAAAACUGUCCUAAAAUCCUUCACAAGGUUUUCUUAAUUAUUUUCAAGGAUAUCAAACACUAAAUAUGAUACAAAAAAGUAAAAUAUGAGGAGCAAAGUCAUCAUUUCAACACAGACAGUGUGACAGACAGAUGGUAUUGUUGCACAUGUAAGAUGCACACGAGCACAGUCGCAGAAACGUAGCCAUGACACAGUAGGUCUCUUUGUACUUCAUGAUCUUAAUGGGUUUUUAUUAAUUGCCUUUGUUUGUGGUGUCCUCAUUUGGUCAUAACAUGUUUGGUCAAAGUCUUCACAUAUUUUUAAAAGCUGAAAACGACAUUUCCAACAUCCUGAUUUUCUCUGCCUCUGGAUAUAACAAAUUAGGUUCGAGGAACAUUUCACCAUCAAAUUCUGAGUUCGCUGCUACUAAUAAAUUUAAACACUUUGGUAAUAAUAAUGUUGAGAAGAGCCUCUGCAAAUGUUAAAUGAAAGACAUUAAUUCUCUGUAGCUCUGAGCUGAACAUUACCCGCACCAUCAUUUUGAAAAGUCGUAAGAGUUGAGGAGGGUAUGUGGAUGUUUGAGGCGGGAGUACCUCAGCGGUCCUCGGGGCAUAGAAAAAAUACAGAGUAACACAGAACCUUAAACCAUCUGUCACAGAAGUGGACGACUUUUCUCAUCCACAACCCGCUGAGUCAGACAUCGCUGUGGUGGAGGACCGUGAUUGGUCCUGAGCUGUGUCAUCAGUUAGCUAAGCCUAUAAACUGUAACCCAUUGGUUAGCAGCGUCCCGUUGAGACGCCUCGAGCCGUUUCGUCUUGGUGUUUUGAAACCGUUAGUGGAGGUCGGAUCCAUCACACCCCGAUGGUGGGCAUACCCAGCUUUAUGGUCCUUUCCUCUCCAAUGAAGACGGUUAAUUACAAAAUAAAAAUCUUAAAUUGAACUCUGCCACACUUUAAACUAGUGACUGAGACUAUAAAGUCACCAGGAAGGGUUUGGGUUUUUUUUUUCUGCAGCCUUCUUGUUACUAUCAGAAGUCUUCACCUGGAUGAGAUGCAAGAAGGAACAGUGGUUUAAGGCACUUCACAUUAGCUUUACAAUUCAGAAGUUAUGUCCAUCAUUUAUAGAGUGAAUGCUCCAGCUCCAGUAACGGCGGAAGCCAUGGCUCACUCAUUCUUGUCUCCCUCUCGCUAUUGAGGGAGUAUCCUGCCAUCUGCAGUCUGAUAAGUCAGAGCUACACGAGGGUCUGGAGAGUGUCAUGCGGCGGUGCGUCUAUUCCCCUUCAAAUCACUGAAUAAAAUGGCUUUUCAACCAAAUUGAAAAGCCUUAAGUAGAGGGUUUUUUUUAAAGAAAAUUAACACUCGUAUGAAUGAAGAUUAUGCUUCAUAGACUCCAAGUAAAGGGCACAGGCUGGAGGCGGUGGGUUGGCCAUUUCUGAUUAGAUGGUAUUAAAAUCUAAUGCCAUCUAAUCAUUUCUCUGUCUUUGUGUAUUUUUAAUCAGUUUUGAUCAGACUGACUCUGUUACGUCUUUACUCUGCUGGCUGCAUUUCUUUGUGUUGGCACAUGACUGAGAAUUUACAUUUACAUACUGCUGUCUUUGGCCAAACCCACUGUCAGUGUCACUGCAAGGAAAUCACAAACUCAGCAAGUGUUGGUCACUUGGAUUAUUUUAAGAUAUUCAAACUAAAGGAAGAUUGUUUGUUUUGACUUUUUGCUGUGUAACCAUCUUGAUCAUCAUUCUUUAUAAAACGAUAAAGCAUGAAAGAAGCCAUAAAGAUGUUUUCGGGGGGGAUAAAAACAGUAAUUGGAACACAAACAGCCGAAGGUUUCUCUCAGGGUUUAUGUCUCUCACUUUUUUCACAGAAGCAUUUGCAAUUAAUUUCCCUCAGAGCAAAUGGCUUUAGUCAUUAAAAAAAUAUGUAUCUCUAAAAGAAAUGCGCAGCCCCCCUCAUCAUUUAAUUAGGUCAACAUUAAGACUAAAGACAUGAAGCGCUGCAUCUCUCUGUGCCUGUGUUUUCUCCUCUGCGUCUUUCAGUCUGUCGCCCGCUCUCUUUCUUUCUUCUUCAGCUUUUCUUUUUUUUCACUCCUGAUUUGCUCUCCUCUCUUUGACUUCAAAGGGGAGGGGUUACGUGAGGAGAAUACGAACGGCCUUAUUGCCAAAGAAGCAACGACAACUGAUGAGAUUACCCAGGUUAAAUUAAUUUAACCUGAUCCAUUUAAUAUAACAGCAACAACAAGACUGCUGGGCAGACUCAUCUCUUUCUCACUUGUCUCACUUAUUCUGGAUAGCUAAAUAAGCAAAAACAGGCCUUUAUACAAUACAAUACAAUACAGUUUUAUUUAUAUAGCACAUUUAAAAACCCAAAGGCACACCAAAGUGCUUCACAGUAAUAUGGAGAAUCAACAUAAGUCAAUAACAGGGUACAGAUCGGGCACUAGCACAGACAGGAUAGAGGCACUAACAGACCAGGAGAGUUAGAUAAAUACAAAAUCCACUAAGAAGACAAAAACAGCAGUAAAAUUAAUAAUAAAAUAAUAAAUUUAAUAAAAUUUAAUAAAAGAUUUAAAAGUUUAAAAUUUAAAAGAUUUAAAAGGGUAUUAACUGGUCAGGAAAGCCAAGUCAAAUAGAUAUGCUUUCAAUCUUGAUUUAAAGGAUUGGAUAGAGUCCAAGGCUCGAAUAGAAGCAGGGAGGCUAUUCCAAAGGUUGGGUGCAGCUGAAGCAAAGGCACGAUCGCCUCUGGUCUUCAGUCUAAACUUAGGUUGGGCCAGGAGUAAUUGACCUGAUGAUCUUAAUGCACGACAAGGAGUGUACAGAUUGAGGAGGUCAGUGAGGUAGCUGGGCGCAAUGUUAUUCAGGAUUUUAAAAGUGAGUAGCAAGAUUUUAAACUCAAUGCGAUAUUUGAUUGGUAACCAGUGUAGAUCAACAAGA
Molecule: messenger RNA, 4765 nt
Organism: Haplochromis burtoni (Burton's mouthbrooder)
Lineage: Eukaryota; Metazoa; Chordata; Actinopteri; Cichliformes; Cichlidae
Product: protein FAM184A-like
Exons: 10
Coding region: 265-1812 (515 amino acids)
Source: RefSeq, a predicted model, not a curated record